Molecule: messenger RNA, 1803 nt
Organism: Lachancea dasiensis
Lineage: Eukaryota; Fungi; Ascomycota; Saccharomycetes; Saccharomycetales; Saccharomycetaceae
Source: the annotation of a GenBank genome assembly
AUGAACAUCCUUGUGACCCUGGGACAUGGAAUAGCCAAGAACCGGAUAAAGCAACCCUUUCCGGCUGUGGAGAAGGGAAUAUACAGACAACCGUUACGGAAAGCUGACCCGUUGAGUCAAGCUCAAACGAAAAAAACAAAAGGUAAUCGGGCAGCAGCAGGAGGAAGCGAGCCUUAUUCUGAUGAGCAAUUGAAACUGGUAUCAAAGGGCUCAUUCUUUGAAAGGCGAGCGGUGCAAGACUUUUUAGGCCCUCACCACAAUCAUCGCUUUGCGAGACAUAACGUAGAAGCUGCGUACGAUGUGAGCCGCGCGAAAGCUAACUACGUAGCUCUGAAGCAGCUUAAAAACGCAGAUGAUUCGACUGCUCUUUUAUUCAACAAAUCCCAAAGAUAUGUCGAAGAGAUGAUCCCUUUACUGGUGCGUCUUACACCACCCGAAGUUUCGGCGGGUCAUUCGAAGAGAAUAUUUAGAAAUGAGCAAUUCACAGAAAUUCCUCCCAUACCGAACUUUGCUACUCAGCAGCAUCUCCUGGGGAAUUAUGUGAGCAUAUUGUCGCACACGACUUUUUACUACAAAAGAUCGUCCUCUCUCAAUGGAGUUAUACCCAAAAUAUUGCGUAACAUCAUGCAUCCUUCGAAUAUUAAAACCGCACACUUGAGAAAUACCGAAGUGUUCAACGAUGUAAUCUUUUUCUUCAGUCAGAGGAGCGACUAUGCUUCAUGUCGAGAACUCUUUUCACAAAUGAAGUUGGAAGGGAUCGCACCAAAUACUAAAACUUUCAACCUUCUGCUUCGUAAUGUCCUGAAAAAUUCGCAUAUCAGAAAAUUGAACCACCCUAUCCAAGAUGCAGUAUACUACCUGAAACAAAUGCAGUAUCAUGAAGUGCAGGCAGAUUCGGUCACUUGGGUAACAUGCUACAAUCUGCUGCUGGAGGAUCUUUCACGCGACGUGUUUCUAGAAAAGCUCAUAGAAUGUAAGGUACCAAUCACACCUCAGUUGAUCCUUUCCGUCCUAACCUCAAGCUAUCAAAAUUCUUCACAAAUACUUAGGUUUUUGUCCAGCAGCUUAGUUCCUCUAGAUACUAAACUUUUUAACUUCUGCUUGAAAAGGUUGCUACAAGAAGAGAAAUUUGAUGUUGCGUGGGCAUUCAUCGACCAUGCUCAAACUAACGCUAAAUUCAAAAUAAAUCAUGAAAGCCUUAAUAUCUUCUUAAGGGUCUUCGCUGAAGUUGGACGACUUGACUUGGCUCUGUUGACAUUUAAUUCCAUCACGAGGCGAUAUAAUGUGUCAGCUAAUCUUCACUCAUUUGACAUGCUGCUGAAGGCUCUUGUCAGAAAUGGUUAUACAAAAAAUUUCCCCAUCAUUUUAAAAUACCUGCAAAGAAUACGAGCUGAGUAUACUGAAGGAGUCCAAGUUUACAGUUAUUGGCUGUCAAAAGCGCAAGCAGUGGCAAAAUUCAAUAUUGCUCCUAGCCCUGGUAUCAAAAACUUUGAAAAGGCUAAACAACUUUUGGAGAGCAUUACAUGGGAUACUCAAGGAAUGAGGUGGGAGUGUUGGCAGAGCUGCGGACCUUCAGUUCGUAAAGUUUUUAGAUUCAUGGGGUGCGUCCCAAAUGCCGUUAAAGCGCAGGGCAAGCGUCAGAAUUUUUUUACGGAUAAGAAGGUUGUCCUCAAGAAAGCGGAAUACAAAAACAGAAUUCGGGCACUAGCUGUUCACAGCGCUAUGGCGAAGAGGGUACCAUACGCUGAAGAUCGGUAUUCGGCGUUAAAGGAAGAACUGCACGGAAGGAACAUAUUGCGUUGA